This is a messenger RNA of Carassius carassius (crucian carp), 517 nucleotides long. RefSeq lists its product as uncharacterized. The record is from RefSeq and is a predicted model, not a curated record. The transcript is spliced from 3 exons. Bases 51 to 314 code for a protein of 87 amino acids. Lineage: Eukaryota; Metazoa; Chordata; Actinopteri; Cypriniformes; Cyprinidae.
CCAAGGCAACCCAACUGCAAACUGACCUGGCAAUCACAGCCACUGCAAACAUGUUGACAGUAUUGGCUCUGAUGACACUGCUGAUGGUCUCGGUUGAGUCGGACCUCUCAAAUGAAGAUUGGAAGUCUCUGAGUAACCCACAGAGCAGGACCCUGUUUUUCCGGAUCCUGCAGUCCUAUCUUGAAGGCAGAGAGAGUGAAGCUCGAGCGAUGAACAGGAAAACGAAUGUAAAGGAGAACAAAAACAGCAAUGUAGAAAAUACUGGUUAUGACAAGUAUGACCUCUUUCUUCACAAUGACAUUUAUGAUGUUUAGUUGAAGAUUUCAGUUUUAGUUUGACGAUGUUUAAUGUGUAAAUUGGGUGUUAGAUCUAAUAGCUUGAGAAAUGUUCAAGGCAUUGUAAUCAUGUGUAGUUUAGUACAAUUGAAACACUCUAUAUAUUUCUCUUCUAAUAUGCUAUAUAAUGUUUUACAAAGUUAAAAACUAGUUGAUAAAAGCUUAACAUGUCAUAGAUACUG